Quercus lobata is the source of this 654-nucleotide messenger RNA. RefSeq names its product receptor-like protein EIX1. The record is from RefSeq and is a predicted model, not a curated record. NCBI's taxonomy places the organism in Eukaryota, Viridiplantae, Streptophyta, Magnoliopsida, Fagales, Fagaceae. The coding region runs from base 1 to 654 and encodes 217 amino acids. The transcript has a single exon. Gene Ontology annotation, molecular function: protein binding.
AUGAGCAAAACUGAUCAAAUCACUCUUGCAAAUGUUUAUGAGCAGAUGGUGGUAUUUACUAAAGGAAGAGAAUAUGUGUAUGAAACUACUAUUUAUCUUGUCCAUUCCUUAGACCUAUCAGGAAAUAAUCUGUCAGGAGAAGUACCUGAUAAUAUAACAAGCCUCUUAAAAUUGGGCAUCGUGAAUCUCUCUAUGAAUCACUUGACAGGAAAAAUUCCUGAGAGCAUUGGAAACUUAAGAAGUAUGGAAUCACUUGAUCUCUCAAGAAACCAACUUUUUGGUCCCAUUCCUCAAAGCUUGUCAUCCUUGACAUUCUUGAGUUGCUUGAAUUUGUCAUUUAACAACUUGUCUAGAGAAAUUCCAUCUGAGAAUCAACUUCAAACCAUCAAUGACCCGUCCAUCUACCAAGGUAAUUCUUUACUCUCUGGACCUUUUCUUUCAACAAGGUGCCCUGGGGAAGAUGCUGAUCCUGAAGCAAAACCCAAUGGAGGUGGUAAUAUAGGAGCAGAUAAGAAUGAUGAAGACAGACCUGAGUCACUAUCGUUCUACAUUAGCAUUAUAGCUGGCUUUAUUUUUGGGUUUUGUGGAGUUUGCGGAGCACAGUUGUUAAAACAUCAUAGAGGCAAGCUUACUUUCAAAUCUUUAAUCAUUUGA